AUGGCCGAGUCUGCUGUUUCGUCUGUGGGGCAGACGAUAGGAAAGCUGCUCACUGAAGAGGCCAAAUUCUUGUGGGGCGUGGAGGGCAAGGUCGAGGACCUGUACAGGGAGCUGAGGCUGAUCCGGUGCUUGCUGAGGGAUGCGGAUGCAAGACGAGAGCACAACAAAGCUGUCGGAGAAUGUGUUGCACAACUACGAGACUUUGCCUAUGAUGCCGAGGACAGCAUUGAGAAAUACAUCCUCAGAGUUGCGCCGAAUAAGGGACAAAACAUCAUUAAAGCGUAUGCUUGCUUCUUGGCGAAGGGCACGUGCUUGCAGGUUCAUGAGGUGGGAAAAGAGAUUGAGGGCUUAAAAUCCAGCAUCUCCAAUCUCAGAACAAGCAUGCUGGCUUUUGGUACACAACCUACAAAUGAGGAUGAACGUGAACGGACGAGAGCCUCGACUCCGAAUUGGACUUAUGACCAUGUCAAGGAAGAUUUUGUUGGGAGGCAAGAUAGUAUUGAGGAAUUGGUGAAAGAGCUAUUGAAUGAUGGAGAAAAUCACAGAGUUAUAUUUAUAUGGGGAAUGGGUGGUUUGGGUAAAACCUCACUCGCCAAGAAAGUUAUCUCUCAUGACAAAGUGAAGAACAAUUUUGAUAGUUUUGCAUGGGUUUGCGUAUCACAAGGAUACUGCGUGAAGGAUAUCUUGAUGGAAAUGCUUAUUAAGUUGAACCCUAAGCAAAUAAAUGAGGUUAAGGAGAUGACACAUUGCCAAUUGUUUGAAACUCUACAUGAAAUCCAAAAAAGAAAAGAUGUAUCGUGGUUCUUGACGAUAUAUGGACCAAAGAGGCAUGGAACAGUCUUCAAGCCACAUUCCUCGUCAAGGACACGAAAAGCAAGUUGUUGA
Molecule: messenger RNA, 885 nt
Organism: Eucalyptus grandis
Lineage: Eukaryota; Viridiplantae; Streptophyta; Magnoliopsida; Myrtales; Myrtaceae
Product: putative disease resistance protein At1g50180
Exons: 1
Coding region: 1-885 (294 amino acids)
Molecular function (GO): ADP binding
Source: RefSeq, a predicted model, not a curated record